This is a messenger RNA of Musca vetustissima, 415 nucleotides long. Its product is annotated as calphotin-like. NCBI's taxonomy places the organism in Eukaryota, Metazoa, Arthropoda, Insecta, Diptera, Muscidae. The transcript is spliced from 2 exons. The record is from RefSeq and is a predicted model, not a curated record. Bases 1 to 405 code for a protein of 134 amino acids.
AUGUUCAAAUUCGCCGUUGUCCUUUUCGCCAUGAUUGCUUGCGCUGCCGCCAAGCCUGGUUUGGUUACCCCAUUGGCCUACACUGCACCAGCUGCUGUUGUUGCUGCUGCCCCAGCACCCUUCGUUACUGCCACUAGCAGCCAAUAUGUUGCCCGUAACUACAAUGGUAUUGCCACAGCUCCAGUUGUUGCUCCCGUUGCCGCCCCUGUUGUAGCCAAGACUGUUGCCGCUCCCAUUGUUGCCAAGACUUUCGCUGCCCCAGUCGCUGCUGCCUACACCACCCCAGUUGCUGCUGCUUACACUGCUCCCGUUGUAGCCAAAUACGCUGCCACUUAUGCUGCUCCUUUCGCCUACUCUGCUCCUUUGACUUAUGCCGCCGCGGCUCCAGCACCAGUCUUCUUGUAAAAUGUAUCAA